AUGGGUUGGGGGGGCAUUACGUGGGCUGUCCCUCGACCCAACGCGCAAUCCCUCCUCUCAUGGGGUCACAUCGACCUUCCCUGGGCCCUCACCCCCCACAUUCUCUCCCUCCCCAUCCUCCCCACUCUCCUCCUCCUCCUACUCGGUUUCCUCCCAGCCGUCUCUCUCCUCUUCUUUUCCACGUCAUCCUCCAGUCGUAAGGGAAAGGGUGCGAAAGCCGGCGAAGGCGAGGCGAAACUAGUAACCAGAUCGUCGGCGAUCUGGUCGUCCACCUGGGUGCUGUGGCUUCGCGGAAAGUUCCCUCCAGGGCCCUGGGGAUUGCCGUUCUUCGGCAGUCUGCCUGACAUCCUCCGCGAUGGCGAUCCUCACCGUCGGAUCACGGAUCUCGCCGAAAUCUACGGUCCAGUCAUGGGGAUGCGUCUAGGUCGAACCCCAACGGUCGUCCUCUCCUCUCCAGCCGCGGCGCGCCAGGUUCUGAGGGAUGCUGACAUGGCAUGCGCGUCGCGCCCCGCGGCGAUCACAUCCGCGCUGUUAACGCACGGACCGCGCGAUCUCGUGUUCGCGCCGUACGGGCCGCCUUUCGUGCAUCGGCGGAAGCUCGCAACGAGCCAUCUGUUCACGGCGGAGCGCAUCGCGGCUUGGCGCGGAGUGCGCGCGGACGAGGCGGAGGGGAUGGUGACCGCGGUGGUCGACGAAAUCGCGGCGGCGGAAAAAGCGGCGGGGGAAGCGGCGGCGCAAGCGGAGGGUCUUGCGUGGGCAGAAGUCGAGAUCCGCCCGCAUCUAGCGCGGGUUUCAUUGAACAAUAUCCUCCGCAUGAGCUGCGGGCGCCGGUACCAGUUUAGCCGCCCGGGAAAGCCGGACGCUCUCGCGGACGAAGUUAACUCCGUGAUCUUUAAGAUCGCGGGGCUCCUAGGGCCGUUUAACUACGUCGACCACGUGGCGGAAUGGGAUUGGUUUGACAAGUGGACCGGCGGACUGACAGGCAAGUGCCGCGUACUUGCGCCGAAGCUUCAGAAAUUCUUCCGGGGAGUGCUGGACGACCAUCGCAGGAUGCGGAGGGAGGAGGAGGGGAAACGCGAGAAAGCGGCGCAAGCGGCAGCAGCAGCAGCGGAAGCGGCGGCGGCGGCGGAAGGGGAGGGGGAGGGGACGGAAGGGACGGAUAGGGAGGAAACAGCAGCAGCAACAGCAAGAACAGCAAGAGCAGCAACAGCAGCAGCAGAAGCAGCAGCAGCAGCAGCAAAAGCAGAUGAACGGCAGCGCAAGCGCUGA
Molecule: messenger RNA, 1269 nt
Organism: Closterium sp. Yama58-4
Lineage: Eukaryota; Viridiplantae; Streptophyta; Zygnematophyceae; Desmidiales; Closteriaceae
Source: the annotation of a GenBank genome assembly